Molecule: messenger RNA, 4152 nt
Organism: Lemur catta (Ring-tailed lemur)
Lineage: Eukaryota; Metazoa; Chordata; Mammalia; Primates; Lemuridae
Gene: MYO1D
Product: myosin ID
Exons: 22
Coding region: 226-3246 (1006 amino acids)
Biological process (GO): actin filament organization; vesicle transport along actin filament
Cellular component (GO): actin cytoskeleton; microvillus; plasma membrane
Molecular function (GO): actin filament binding; ATP binding; microfilament motor activity
Source: RefSeq, a predicted model, not a curated record
GCGGGAGGAGCGGAAACCGCCGGGAGCGCCCUGCUCGAAGCCGCGCCGGCCAAGCGCGCGCUGAGGAGCGGCGGGGCGGCCUCCGUCCGGCCCGGCCCGGAGCGGCGCGCGCCCCCUCCCCGCUGCCCCCCCGGCGCGGCCCCGCCCGGACCCGCCCGAGCUCGUCGCGGGCCCCCGGCCCGGCCCCGGCCCGAUCGCCGCCACCUGAGCCCCUACGCCGGCGCCAUGGCGGAGCAGGAGAGCCUGGAGUUCGGCAAGGCGGACUUCGUGCUGAUGGACACCGUCUCCAUGCCCGAGUUCAUGGCCAACCUCAAGCUCAGAUUUGAGAAGGGACGCAUCUACACGUUCAUUGGAGAAGUCGUCGUUUCUGUGAAUCCUUACAAGUUGUUGAACAUCUACGGAAGAGACACAAUCGAGCAGUAUAAAGGACGUGAGCUGUAUGAGAGACCCCCUCAUCUCUUUGCUAUCGCUGAUGCUGCUUACAAGGCUAUGAAGAGGCGAGCAAAAGACACUUGUAUUGUGAUAUCAGGGGAAAGUGGAGCUGGUAAAACGGAAGCCAGUAAGUACAUUAUGCAGUAUAUUGCAGCCAUCACCAACCCUGGUCAGAGAGCAGAGGUUGAAAGAGUGAAGAAUAUGUUGCUUAAGUCCAACUGUGUUUUGGAAGCUUUUGGAAAUGCCAAAACCAACCGUAAUGACAACUCAAGCAGAUUUGGAAAAUACAUGGAUAUCAACUUUGAUUUCAAGGGGGACCCUAUUGGUGGACACAUCAAUAACUACUUAUUGGAGAAGUCUCGAGUGAUUGUGCAACAGCCAGGGGAAAGAAGCUUUCAUUCUUUCUAUCAGCUACUCCAAGGAGGUUCAGAGCAGAUACUACGUUCUCUACAUCUCCAGAAAUCCCUUUCAUCCUACAACUAUAUCCAUGUGGGAGCUCAAUUAAAGUCUUCGAUCAAUGAUGCUGCAGAAUUCAAAGUAGUAGCUGAUGCCAUGAAAGUCAUUGGCUUCACACCUGAGGAGAUUCAAACAGUGUAUAAAAUUUUGGCGACUAUUCUUCACUUGGGAAAUUUAAAAUUUGUAGUAGACGGUGACACGCCUCUUAUUGAGAACGACAAGGUUGUAUCUAUCAUAGCAGAAUUGCUGUCUACUAAGACAGACAUGGUUGAGAAAGCCCUUCUUUACCGGACUGUGGCUACAGGCCGUGACAUCAUUGACAAGCAACACACCGAGCAAGAAGCCAGCUACGGCAGAGAUGCCUUUGCCAAGGCAAUAUAUGAGCGCCUUUUUUGUUGGAUCGUUACUCGCAUCAAUGAUAUUAUUGAGGUCAAGAACUAUGACACGACAAUCCAUGGGAAAAACACUGUCAUUGGUGUCUUGGAUAUCUAUGGCUUUGAAAUCUUUGACAACAACAGCUUUGAACAAUUCUGUAUCAAUUACUGCAAUGAGAAACUGCAGCAGCUAUUUAUCCAGCUGGUUCUGAAACAAGAGCAAGAGGAAUACCAGCGGGAAGGGAUCCCUUGGAAGCACAUUGACUACUUCAACAAUCAGAUCAUUGUGGACCUUGUGGAGCAGCAGCACAAAGGGAUCAUUGCAAUCCUAGAUGACGCUUGCAUGAAUGUUGGCAAAGUCACCGAUGAAAUGUUCCUUGAAGCGCUUAACAGUAAAUUGGGCAAACAUGGUCAUUUUUCCAGCCGAAAGGUCUGUGCCUCAGACAAAAUUUUGGAGUUUGAUCGAGAUUUUCGAAUUCGACAUUAUGCAGGUGAUGUAGUCUAUUCUGUCAUUGGUUUUAUUGACAAAAAUAAAGACACUUUGUUUCAAGAUUUCAAGCGCCUUAUGUAUAACAGUUCCAAUCCUGUGCUGAAGAAUAUGUGGCCCGAAGGCAAACUGAGCAUUACAGAGGUGACCAAGCGACCUCUGACUGCCGCUACCCUGUUUAAGAAUUCCAUGAUUGCUUUAGUAGACAACCUUGCGUCAAAGGAGCCAUAUUACGUACGUUGUAUCAAACCCAAUGACAAGAAGUCCCCACAGAUAUUUGAUGAAGAACGCUGCCGGCAUCAAGUGGAAUAUCUUGGACUACUGGAAAAUGUCAGAGUGCGUCGGGCAGGAUUUGCCUUCCGCCAGACCUAUGAGAAGUUUCUUCACAGGUAUAAGAUGAUCUCUGAGUUCACCUGGCCCAACCAUGACCUCCCUUCAGACAAAGAGGCUGUCAAGAAACUGAUUGAACGGUGUGGGUUUCAGGAUGAUGUCGCUUAUGGGAAGACCAAAAUUUUCAUUCGAACACCCCGAACAUUGUUUACCUUGGAAGACCUCCGUGCCCAGAUGCUCGUAAGGAUUGUCCUCUUUCUACAAAAGGUGUGGCGGGGCACCCUGGCCCGCAUGCGGUACAAGAGAACCAAGGCAGCUCUGACAAUAAUCAGGUACUACCGGCGCUACAAAGUGAAGUCAUACAUCCAUGAGGUAGCCAGGCGCUUCCACGGGGUCAAGACCAUGAGAGACUACGGCAAGCAUGUGAAGUGGCCAACCCCUCCUAAGGUUCUUCGCCGUUUCGAGGAGGCCCUACAGGCGAUUUUUAAUAGAUGGAGAGCAUCCCAGCUCAUCAAGAGCAUUUCUGCUUCAGACCUGCCACAGGUCAGGGCAAAGGUUGCCGCCAUGGAAAUGUUGAAGGGUCAAAGGGCUGACCUUGGGCUCCAGAGAGCCUGGGAGGGCAACUACCUUGCUUCGAAGCCAGAUACACCUCAGACCUCAGGCACUUUUGUCCCUGUUGCUAAUGAACUGAAACGGAAGGACAAAUACAUGAAUGUCCUCUUUUCCUGUCAUGUCCGUAAGGUGAAUCGAUUUAGUAAAGUGGAAGACCGAGCAAUUUUUGUCACUGACCGUCACCUGUAUAAAAUGGAUCCCACUAAACAGUACAAGGUGAUGAAGACUAUCCCUCUGUACAACUUAACUGGUCUGAGCGUCUCCAAUGGAAAGGACCAACUUGUAGUGUUCCAUACAAAAGACAACAAAGACCUCAUUGUCUGUCUGUUCAGCAAGCAGCCAACCCAUGAGAGUCGAAUUGGAGAACUCGUUGGAGUGCUGGUGAAUCAUUUCAAGAGUGAGAAGCGCCACCUUCAAGUGAACGUCACCAACCCGGUGCAGUGCAGCCUGCACGGGAAGAAGUGCACCGUCUCCGUGGAGACUCGGCUCAACCAGCCGGAGCCCGACUUCACCAAGAACCGCUCGGGCUUCAUCCUGAGCGUGCCCGGGAACUGAGGCCGCCGCGGGAGGCCUGGCCCGAGCCGGGCCCGCGCCCGGGCAGGAGCCUCGUCCCCUUCUCCGAGGCCGUUGUGUCGUGAGGUUUCUUCCCGGCUUUCUGCCUUUGGUGUCUGCCUUCCUCUGUCCUGACUUUCCACGGUCCCUGCUCAAAAAACCAAAGACCCUGGUGUCCCACCCCAGACCCCCGGGCUCACGGCCAGACCACGCCUCGCCCCAGAGGCAGCCGACGGUGCCUUAGCUGGUGCAGGUGUUCCUGGAACGGCCAGGUCAAGUCAGCGCUCCGUGAGCCGGUGAUCAGCUGCUGACCCUGCCAAGGGACAGGCGGGGAGAGCCCAGGACGCAGCUUCCCAGCCAAAGACGUGCUCUCUUGGGGUGUCGGGGAGACCUGGUGGACGUGAGCUGGGGGUGCAGCCCUGCACUCUCCGUGACCCCACCUGCCACCCCUGCCCCCCAGGGUGACCCAGCUCUCAGGACCCUGCUCAGGGAGGCUCGUCUCAGAGCUCAGCACACUCACCCACCCCACCCCCUGCAGCCAGCCAAAGCCACCAGGGGAGCAGGGGCACCUGCAGAGCCCAGCCCCUCAGCCAGGAGUCAUGCCCAGCCGGGAGGCCAGCGUCCCACCCCGCCCCUGCCCGCAGCUCCGGAGAGAGCAGUGUGCCCGCGCCCGGGAUCCUCUCACCUAACCCACAGCCCGUGGCCAUCUUACACUUAUUUUUGCAGUUUGCAGGGCUGCUAAUCAGAUAUCUGCUGUCACCACACUUGUGUCAAGAAUCCUAAUGAGAAAAUGGAGCUGCCGGGGCGAGGGGAACAGGCAGGGCUGGCAGCUUUCCCUUUCUAACACCUCGCUUCUCCUCACUGAAGAACUAGGACGGGGCGGGGCCGGAGCACACGGGAGCGACGGGG